Messenger RNA from Wyeomyia smithii (pitcher-plant mosquito), 4521 nucleotides. RefSeq names its product E3 ubiquitin-protein ligase RNF123 (gene Kpc1). The record is from RefSeq and is a predicted model, not a curated record. Bases 129 to 4220 code for a protein of 1363 amino acids. Gene Ontology annotation, cellular component: cytoplasm. Gene Ontology annotation, molecular function: protein binding; ubiquitin-protein transferase activity. The transcript is spliced from 11 exons. Lineage: Eukaryota; Metazoa; Arthropoda; Insecta; Diptera; Culicidae.
UUUUUGUUUCAUUAGUAUUAAUGACCCUCGCCUCGUACGGCAGCGAAAAACAGUGUGACUUUUUGACAAAUUGAAUCAAUUGUGUGCUAAGUGUUGGUUGAAAAUGUAAUGAUUGUUCUCAGUUCGGGAUGGACUUCGCCACUAUCGUUAGCAAUAUUUUCGGUGGAAGCUGUCCCGUAUCAUUCCUGUCACUCGGUUCCAACGAAGACUUGCUGCUUUCAAGAUGUUUGGAGGAAAUUGAAAAUUGGUUGGACAACAAGCUGCAGAGUCACAAUUUUACUGAAGAAAACGAAGUGACAGAUGGACGGCUCGGUCCUAAACGAGCUAUCUUCGAUGUGACUGAAGACAGUACAAUAUCGGUGUCGAAAGAUAAAUUAACCUUGCAAUCACAGAAUGCCUUUUCGACGGUUAAAGCUAAUUGCUGCGUGUUUGCUGGCCGUUGGAUGUAUGAGGUUCAAUUGCGCUCGAAAGGUGUCAUGCAAAUCGGGUGGUGUUCUGCCCACUGCAAGUUCACACAAGACACGGGAGUUGGUGACACACGGUACAGUUACGGAUUGGAUGGAAGUAAACAACGAAUAUGGCAUGUUCACACGCAAAAGUAUGGUCCCUUUUGGCGCUCGGGAGACAUAUUUGGAGUUUGCGUGGAUAUGGACGAAGGAAAGAUUGAAUAUUAUAGAAACGGAGCAGCCCUGGGAGAAGCAUUCAAAGACAUCGAAAGAGGACCCGGGUUAGCAUUGUAUCCAGCAGUUUCGCUAGCAUUUAAUGAUAGUCUUACUGCCAACUUCGGUGGUUCUCCACUGAAGCAUCCGGUCAAAGGGUACCGUUGUCUCCAGGAACCACCCAACAUUUUUCUUUUUCAAGCAGAUUGCCUCCUGCAGUAUCUGGUUAACCUUGCAGGAACUAUUUCGCGUCAUACUCAAAACGAUCCAGAUGCAUGUUGUUCCCGAACAGAAUCGCUAUCCUUUGAAUCAAUGUACAUGCUAGUUGCUUCAAUGUUGAUUGGAAGAAUCGCCCCACUGUUAGCAAAUUCCUACGUAGUUGAAGACAAAGUAUUCAAAUACAUGAAGGGAAUGUGUGUCUUGCGCAGUAAUUCCAAAAAUAACCCUCCCACCCAACCGGGAUCGCCGGAAAGCACCCUUGGAACAUUCCUCACCCUGCUCUGGGCCUAUUUAGAACCGGAGGAGAUGAAACUUUUUCUCAAAAAGUUGCUCAAUUUUCUAGCUAAUACUUACAAGGAGACUCCUGUCGAUUUAGAGUAUGAAAAGCAACGAAAAAUCAUCGUCAUUCUAACCUGCAUAUGUCAACACCCGCAAACGCGCAAAUAUCUGCUGGAGUAUAAGUUAUUUAAGAAAAAUUGUUUGCCCUUGUUCUUGUACAUCAAACCACCCGAUGAGACCACUUUGGAGCAACUUUUGCCGGACGAUACUAUAUGGACCGAAGGUCUGGGUGGCCCACGAGAGCUGUACUUGGCUGCAUGUGAUAGGCUCCGAGCACACACCAGUGUACUUUACACACUGCAGAAGAAUUUGAUUCUAAUAUUGCUCAACAACACCGACGGCAUUGAGGGUUCUCCUUCCAGUAGGCAGAUUUUUGUCACCAAGCUGCGUAAGUUCGUGAUGGAUAACAAUGCUGAAAUGAGAGGCCUCUUUUCAUCAUCUACUCAACCCGCAAUUGGACUAUCGUUCUUAUGUACCCUCCUCGAUGUGUCACGAACUCUGUGGAAUGAAGAGUUGAUGUCGAAAAACUCGGACAGUACUAUUCCACCAUUUAUUGACUAUCGUUACUUUUACGAUGGAAGCUUCAGGUACACGAAUAUCGAUCGUAUUGGUGGAGUGCUAUCCUAUCUGAGGAGACAUUUUCGCACCCAACUAGUGGAUCGGUUGGGCGAGGAUCACCCCAGUUUAACGGCUGUAGAUCAGCAGUCGGAUUUGCGUAACGAAAUCGCGGCUUUCAAUGCCUUUCUUGACUCCGCUAUCUUUCUAGUAUCCGGUGGUCCAAAUUCAACCUAUUCAAUCGUUUCGAGAGCUGCUACUAAUGUCACUUCGGAGUUUCAAGGCGACUCAUCGCAGACUGUUAAUCAACCGGGCACCAACGUCAGUGCGCCGCCUAUCGGUUAUGUAAAUCUUGACAAUCGGAUGUCUAUUUGUGAUUUGCUGGAUUGUGCUGUAAUCUUCUAUUACUCCGUUGCACACAAAUAUGUAGUGAUGAUAGCGGAUUUGCGAGACAACAUUAGUCACUUGUCGGAUAUAUUACUGGAAACAAAGACCAAUUGUGACGAUGUAGUCCAUAAUCUGGAUGAAUUGAAACGAUCCAGUGAUUCGCAAUUUAGCAAAACCCACGAAGAACUUAUCCAAGAGCUGGACACGCGUUUUGGCCAAAGGAAGAAUAUUUUUGCAAAACGCUCAAUGGAACUUGCUCGUAAACAAGCUUGGUACCGUUCAGUUGCUCUUGGGGACCACCGUCGAAACCUACUCUGCUGGUUGAUGGGGAUAAUUUUUGAAACAUUGCACAGAUUUAGUCAGGAAGAUGUUUUAUUUUCGUUUCUGCCGGAGACUUACGUCAACGUUAUUCCGGUUUUGCUAGAUACGAUACUCGAUUUCAGCUUCCAUGACACUGCCCUACAACAUGAGCUGUCAGCCGACAGCCAACUGAUUAACUCUGCAGCUGAAUUUCUCGCUCUACAUUUUGCCGAUGCAAGGGUGAUACUGGCAUCAUGCAAGGAUGCUCUUAUCCAAGCACUUGGAUCACUCACAUGUCACCAGGCUGGAAUUCGUGCGCUGGAAUUGGCUUCCACUAAGAGCCAACAAGCGUUUAUUAGAGCAUUACUUCGCCCGUAUGAAAAUCGAGCUUGGGGUCAAAGUAAUUGGCUACUGCUGAGGUUCUGGUUGGGAGAUGGAUUUGCAUAUCGUGAAUCGAGACCACCGUGCGUGUGGCAGGCUGGUAAUGAGCAUAGACGUUCACUAGGUCUGUACCGAAGUAGAGCAAAAAACGGAACACACACUGGACUGCUUCAUCUGAUUGCCCCCGCCUGUCCGUCCAGGCAUUUUCAGCAAAUGAUCAGUGAGAUGCUCAGCAAAGAUGAACCAUACUGUACUACGUUCCUAAACUCGGUCCUCUCGCAGUUAAACUGGGCGUUUUCGGAAUUUAUACACAUUUUACAAGAUAUUCAAAACGUUGCCCAACGGGACGAGCAGCAUGCAAUCGAAACUAAGCAGCUCAAGAUAUGCUCCAUGUGUUUCGAGUUAACCGUUUCACUGAUGCGGGCACUAGAAAUGAUUGUUACUAUCACCCCAGGAGUGCUGCAGGAUGCUUCACGAGCUAACAGUGAGAUUAUUUUGGCGCGAAUUUGUCAGCUUGCAAUUCAGGUACUAUCCCGUGUUACCGUUCCACCCGGGUGCUUCCAACAUGUGAUGGACCUUUGCCUACCGGAUUUGAGUAACGUGACUCAUUUUGCUAUUAUCAGUUCCGCCAUAGGAAUUCUGCUGGCGCUUAUGAAGAACGAAUUGGGUAAUGAAGAUGGAAGUUGUAGCAGUUCCAGCAUUGCAGACAUCAGCUUUACCAAGAUUCCUCGUGUCAGUAAGCAUCUGCUAACUGAUACCAGUUUUCACAUCACCAGUUUGGAGUUUGCUUUAGGAGACGUGAAAACACCCAUAAACGUUACAAGUCACGAUACCACACCUCGGGGAAAUUUUGAUCCCAAAAUGAGAGCCCACAUUGACCCACUGACGAACGAGGUGCGAGUACCGUCACCUUUUCGGGCAAUUAUCGGUGUUAAAGAAAUCGUGCCCGAUCCUCCGAUCAUUAAAUUUAACAUGGCAGAUUAUCCAAAUCAUGUGUCGCAGGAGGAGUUGAACCAAGUCCGUCGUCUCAUUGAGGUUCUUCAACUUAGGCAGACAUUGCUCUCUGAAAUCACCGUUCUAUCUGAAGAAUCACUAUGUCCUAUAUGUUAUGCUAAGCAAAAUUCAGCUAUAUUCGAGCCUUGUCAGCAUCAAUCAUGCGAAAAUUGUAUUAUCCAACAUUUGAUGAACAACAAGCUAUGUUUCUAUUGUAAAAUACCAAUCGCAAAGGUAAGCCGCACGGAUGGAAUGAUUAUUUACAAAAACAAUGUUCCAGUCAAUGAUUUUUCACUGCCACAAACUACAAACAAUAGCUCAUCACAAACUGCCUCCGUUGAUGAAGGUGACGGUCCGAGCGGAGCAUUCCGAUCGGAGAAUAUCUAGUCAAAUUUGUAUUAUUCUAACGAAAAGAGUAUUUAGUUUUUUAAUGCACCAGCAAAACAUUCUAGUCAAAGAAAAAUGCAUGAGGCCUUGCUCACACAAAUUAGAUGUUGUACUCAUCGCUUUACAUUGCUCAUAUUAUCUUUGGGAUAGAAAAAUAUUUGUUUUCAAAAUAUUUACGAACGAUUCUAGUUCGACACACCUCUAAAAUUAUUUUUCUAACCAGAAUGGCCUCUAAGACUCAAAUCGUAAAAGACAUUUUCAAAGAUAAUAAAUUUUGCUUACCGCUUUUUGUCUGAAAGAA